UUUACAUCCGACAGAAGAAGUUCCGAAUCGUCUGAAUUAUCUUCUACAUAUAAGAAUAUUUCUUUGGUAAGUUGGUGGCCUCAUCAAGCCUCGCCCUUCUUUUGCGGCUUUCUCAUCUCUUCCGAUACACUCGGUAUUCAUUCUUUGCUGCUGGCCAGCUGCUGCUUCCUGUCUCCUAGUUUCACUUCCAGUUCACCGUCGUUUCCUUUACAUUGAAGUCGAACCGCUUUCCCAGCAUUUUCUCCUACGCCCAGACCGAACACCAAAAGUCUUAUAACCCUCCAAGAUGCGUCAAUCAUUCCUCUCGACGUUAGGUCUGGGCUUCUCAGCUCUGGCACGAGCAACGAUCAUGAUGCCUGCUGCGAAUCAAUGGUCGGUGUGGGAGAAUCGAGAUAUUAUGUGGGAUACCAGUGGAUUGGCGCCUCCUCUCAACAUGCACCUCAUUCCGGCUGGUGCCAAAAACUUUACAGCCAUCAUCACUGAUAUCGUACUUAACAUUGGAAACACCGGGAAGUUUCAAUGUGCUCCACCGUCAACGAUCAAUAUCGAGGAGGUCCAAAUCAUCAUUAUCGAUGCUGCAAAGAAACUUGUGAUCUCUGAAGUUUCCAUAAUCAUUAUCAUAGAUGUGAACUUCCCUAAUAUCUCUCACUUGAACAAAAACCUUAACUCAGCUCAGUACUGCGACUCUGGCAAAGACUUCUGCCGUCACAGUCUUACAGAAGACGAGCAAGUCGCUGACACCCCCCAUGAUUCUUCAGACGACAGUACCGACCAAGUCGUUGACACUCAACAGCGCCGCCAAAGCAGCCAGCACCGGUUCGGCCGCGAAAGCGACAUCCGGUACCUUCACCGGAGGAGAAUCGCAAGCUUCCUUUAG
Messenger RNA from Hyaloscypha bicolor E, 877 nucleotides. RefSeq lists its product as uncharacterized. Bases 287 to 877 code for a protein of 196 amino acids. The transcript has 3 exons. Lineage: Eukaryota; Fungi; Ascomycota; Leotiomycetes; Helotiales; Hyaloscyphaceae. The record is from RefSeq and is a predicted model, not a curated record.